Penaeus indicus is the source of this 2896-nucleotide messenger RNA. RefSeq names its product ovochymase-2-like. Gene Ontology annotation, molecular function: serine-type endopeptidase activity. Gene Ontology annotation, biological process: proteolysis. Bases 81 to 2600 code for a protein of 839 amino acids. The record is from RefSeq and is a predicted model, not a curated record. The transcript has 2 exons. NCBI's taxonomy places the organism in Eukaryota, Metazoa, Arthropoda, Malacostraca, Decapoda, Penaeidae.
GUCAGUAAUAUAAAGGUGCGAGAAGCGAGAGGGCGUCCAGAUCAGCGAGAGGCGAGAGAGUGUCCUGAUCAGCUAGGGCGAUGUUUCUACAGGGAAUGGAGGCGGUUUUGGUCGCUGCUGUACUGGCCUACGCGUCAGCCAGUCCGGCGCUGCGGCAGAGCUCCUGUGGGGGUGAGGUGACCCUACAAAAUGGAGAAUCUAUCUACUUCACCUCGCCUAACUUCCCCUUCCCCUACCCCAACGACGUAAGCUGCCUGUACCUCGCCCAGUCUCCGCCGAAGACCGCCAUCACGAUGACCUGCGCCUCAUUCAACGUGGCCCCUGCGCGGGACUGCACGCUGGACGUAUUCUACGUCUCGCCAACCGGAGACCGCUUCAUGUCGGACGCUCGCUAUUUCUGCGGCUCCGGCGUUGUGGACGUUACAACGGAAGGCAACGUCUUCGCUGCGUAUUUCUUUUCUCGACCCAAAUUUUCUUACAACUUUUAUCAGGGAUUUCGUUGUCUCCUGACUGUAGUGCCUAAAGACCAGGGGCAGACGACCACCCUCGCGCCUCCGACGACCAUCGCUCCCGGCCCCAAGCCUACGACUACCUUCCCCGAGACUAGCCCGCCGGGCGACUGCGAGUGUGGGCGUCGCAGCGGUUCGAGGAUUGUGGGCGGGGAAGAAGCCACACCCAACGAGUGGCCAUGGCAAGCGGCCCUUCGCUUCCUUUCUGACGGCGAAGUCUUCUGCGGCGCGACCCUCGUGCAGAACAGCUGGUUGGUGACUGCCAGCCACUGCGUCGAGCAGUUCGACAAGAAAGACAUUUUCGUCAGCCUGGGCGACCACGUCUACAAUCAGAACGCGGACACGCAGUACGAGCAGCACAUAACCAUUCAAGAAGUAAUCAUGCACGAAAACUACGACCCGCUCACCGUCGACAACGACAUCGCUCUCCUCCGCCUGAGCGCCCCCGUCCAGUACAGCCCCGGCGUCGGCCCCGCCUGCCUGCCCUUCCAGUUCGCCGCGAAGGACUUCCAGGGGGAGAACGCGACUGUGACGGGCUGGGGCACCGACGUCUUCCAGGGCAGCGUCAACGAGGCGCUGCACGAGGUGGAGCUGCCCAUCAUCUCCGAAGCCACAUGCAGGGACUUCCUUCCGGGGGCCAUAACCAGCAACAUGAUGUGCACCUACGACCCCGGCCGCGACGCCUGCCAGGGAGAUUCGGGUGGACCGCUCGUGUGGGCGUCGCAGGGGCGGCACUACCUGGUGGGCGUGGUGUCCUGGGGGAGGUCAUGCGCUGAAGUAGGUCUGCCGGGAGUGUAUGCGAGGGUCACCAAUUACCUCGAGUGGAUAGAGGCAAAGACGGGCGGAGGAUUGUGCUAUCCCUGGCGGCGGAUCGACACUUGCUUCACACUGAGCUCGGCUUCAGAACGGAGAACACUGACGAUGAAGGGUCUGUGGUUGCUGGUGGCGGUGGCGGCCUGCGAAGCCUUCCCGGGGGCGCGGCAGUCUACAGGAUGUUCUGGGAGCAUCACCCUUCAGGCUGGAGCGAGCGUGCGGCUGACUUCCCCGAGUGGCUAUGGCACAAGCGGCGUGUCCUGCGUCUGGGAGGCCGUUUCUCCGGCCGGCACUACCAUGACGCUGUCUUGCCCCGAUUUCCGUGUGCUUUCCGAUGGGCAGUACUGCACCGACGUCUUCUACUUCUCUCCUUCCGGGUCUUAUUAUGAUUACAGAUAUUACUGCGGUUCCGGCACGUUGACUGUCUCCACCGACAGCAACGUGUUCAAAGCCGCUUUUUACGCCAGCGAAAAAGGCUCUGCCGUUUAUUCGUACUUCGACUGCGUGCUGAAGGUCGUCGCGAGUUCGUGCGAGUGCGGCUCGAAGGGCACUGCCAGGGUCGUGGGGGGACAGAGCGCCGACGUCGGCGAGUGGCCGUGGCAGGCGGCGCUGCGGCGGAAGCUGGCCUUCAAGGAAGUGUUCUGCGGCGCGACGCUCAUUCACCGGGAGUGGCUGGUGACCUCCGCCCACUGCGCCGUCGAGUAUCCCAAGGAGGAUCUCUACGUCACCCUUGGGGACCACCAGAAGGACCAAAAUGGCGAGACGCCCUUCGAGAGGAGUUUCGAGAUCGCCGAGCUGAUUGCUCACGAAAACUACGAUGCGAACACGGUCGACAACGACAUCGCUCUCAUUCGCUUGAGUACGGCGGCGUCCUACAGCCGAGGCGUGGGGCCGAUCUGCCUGCCCUUCCAGUUCGCCUCUCUGGACUUCCAGGGCGAGGCGGGCACCGUGACCGGCUGGGGCAGGACGGACUACCUGGGGUCACCGAGCAACAUGCUGCAGGAGGUGGAGAUGCCAAUCCUCACGACGGCCGAGUGCCAGCAGUACCUCAAGGACACAAUCACGGACAACAUGAUGUGCACCUACAGGGAGGGUCAGGAUGCCUGCCUGGGGGACUCCGGGGGCCCUCUCAGCUGGGCGAGCGGCGGGCGGUACUACCUGGUGGGCGUCGUGUCCUGGGGCAUGGGCUGUGCCAGGCCAGAGAGGCCGGGAGUCUAUGCCAAAGUAACCAACUACCUGACGUGGAUCCAGCAGAAAACGGGCGCUCAGUAUUGUUGAUGUAAAGCGUUUGUUUUCAAAGUCGAAAGGAAAAAGAACUCAAGUCAACGUUUAUUAUGUCAUUUAAUUUCUGUGUUUUGUUUUUUCUCUUUUCCUUGCUGAGUCUUCUUGUCCUUCUGACUCACCAGAGAAUGAAUUAUUAUUCAUCAGAACUGUCACUUUCAUCCAUGCGUUUUUACCAGCAUUAGUCAUGGUAAAAUCUGUUCGUAAGUGAGGAAUUAAUUUUAUUUGAUUUCAUUGCCUUGAAGAUAUUAUCUGUCAACUGAUGGAAGCAAAUAAAUGUUUUUUAGAGUGAA